AAAUGCUUGUGAGGAUAAGCUUUACAAAAGCAGGUGUUUUACUGUUUACAUGGCGAAAUUAAACUUUUUUCUUUAUCUAAUUACUGUGGGCUUCAUUUCAACACCAAGAAAGCAUCAUGGAAAGUGAUUUUGAAACGUAUUCAGAUCGACAUCCACACUCUGCAUCUAUAAAGGCCAGCUUCCGAUCAACUUCAUCAUUUCCUAUAAAUGGUUCAUUUGGUUCAUACUAUAAAUAUCCUGGAAAUGGCAAGGAUGAUAAUGAUGCCAAAGUGGAAGUGAACACUUUUCCUGAAAACAAUAAUCGAGCUGUGAUCACAGCGUUGAAGAGUUUGCAAGAGAAAAUUCGUAAACUAGAGCUGGACCGUGGUCAGGCCAAGGUUAAUCUAGAACAACUUUCUACUGAAGCCAGAAAAUAUCAAUAUAGAUUAGGCGAAGAACGCAGAAAAACUCCGCCACAGAGUCGCUCCGAAUCACCUGCAGUUGAAGUAAACAACCUCGCGAGUGCCGAAGCAAAAUGCACGCUUCUUGAGCGACAACUUGAAUACAUGCGCAAGAUGCUUCAGUCUGCCGAAGUGGAUCGAAAUGAGGCCAUUCAACGUUCUACAAGUCUUGCACAACAAGCCGCACGGCAAGCGUCUGAGCAUGUGCAGAGCAAACUGGAGAAGAUUUCCGGCCUCGAACGGCAGCACAUCGAACUGAAUGCUGCACAAACUGUAGCCGAGAAUAAAAUUCGUCAAUUGGAAGAAAAGCUCCUAGAGGAAAGACAUAAACGGAAGUUAAUUGAAGACAAAACUGCCGAGCUUGUUACCUCGGCGGAGACGAACAGAAUUUUAAUGAAAAUGGCCGCUUCACCGAUACCCGAAUCUAAAAAGAUUAAAAAAAAGAGAAAGGUAAAACAGUUACAAGCUGCAGCGCCUCCAGUUAAACCACAAUGUCAUUACAGAGUGAACAUGGGUAAUAUUCCAUUUAUUGCCGGCACGUCGACAUCGAAGUCUCAUAAUGUUGGUGCGAAUAUUCAAGGAGCUUUAUCUUUGUUAAAAAGUCACAAUCCCGCGUUAUGCAAUGCUGCAACGAGAUCUCGUCAAAGAUACUACCGAACGACCAACGUAUUGUCGGAUUCUGACUAUGCAUCAGAUGUUGACGAAGUGCUGCUUGCUUUACAGGAUGAAUUUGGUGGUAUGGGAUUCGAACAUAAAGAAUUGCUAAAGCAAAUACAAGAUACUGAAGACGAGCGCCUUCGUGAAGACUUAGAACGAGAACUCGAUCAACUCGUUGGGCGAAUGGAAACGAAAGGUGAGCAGAUUGCCUCGUUAAAACAACACAGAGAACGUUUAACGCGUUCGGGAAAACGCAAAAAGAAGCGGUCCACAGCGCCUGUUAACAGAACUCGAGAAACUCAUUCGUUGUCCAUUCGUGGUGGCGAAGUCGAAGUGGUAACAACAGUGAAGGCGAAAAGCAUGCCACGCAACCUUGACCGCGUUCAAACGAAAACUUCAAAAUCGAACUUAGAUGUAUUGCAAAGUAUGAGAAAAUUACAGUCAUCCUUACGAAAAGAUGAUCUCAGUUGGGAUUAAGAUUUAGGAUUGAGAUUAUAACAUCAAUUAAUUUGUAUAAUUCAGAUGCAGAUAAAAUCUACUUAAAUGUAAGUAUAAUUUAUUGCUUAUGUAUUCAUUCUGCAACUAUAAUGACUAUGCACACUGAUAUAAACACUCGUGCUUUACAAUAAAUUAAAGCCAGUAAAAAAAUAUUAAAUACACCAUCGUCUUCAA
Xenia sp. Carnegie-2017 is the source of this 1769-nucleotide messenger RNA. RefSeq names its product centrosomal protein of 57 kDa-like. The record is from RefSeq and is a predicted model, not a curated record. Lineage: Eukaryota; Metazoa; Cnidaria; Anthozoa; Malacalcyonacea; Xeniidae. Gene Ontology annotation, cellular component: centrosome. The transcript has 9 exons. Bases 117 to 1574 code for a protein of 485 amino acids. Gene Ontology annotation, molecular function: gamma-tubulin binding; microtubule binding; identical protein binding.